GAACUUUGGCAGCUUCGACGAUCUCGCUUUUUAACCCACCAAACCCGACCGUGAGUUGACGUGCGGGAUCCGCCCAAUGCAGACGCCAUUACGGUAAACUAGGUGACCACUGGACAUUGCGCCGGAGUUGUUUCCACACCCCUGCACCUUAGGUCAAAAAUGGAACCCGCGAAGUCCGAACUGCCGUCCUAUGAACAGAUCGAUCACGGCGUGCCGGGGGCCUAUCCUCAUCAUUCGCCACCAACGGUGGUCGUCACAGAUCCGAUCAAGUCACAGGAACCGCCCUUGUUGCAGUCGACGGUGAUUGUGACGAGCCCACAGGUGGGUCCGGAUCCGACGACCAUCAUCUGCCCGUCGUGCCGGGCCACGGUUGUUACGCGGUUGGAGUACGAGACCACCACGAAGACGCAUCUGUGUGCGGGGCUGCUGUGCCUGUUCCUGUGCUGGCCCUGCGCCUUCAUUCCGUACUGCUCGACGGCGUGCCGAGAUGCGAACCAUUACUGCCCGAACUGUGGCUCCUUCAUCGGCUCCUACCGGAAGUAA
Molecule: messenger RNA, 543 nt
Organism: Anopheles bellator
Lineage: Eukaryota; Metazoa; Arthropoda; Insecta; Diptera; Culicidae
Product: lipopolysaccharide-induced tumor necrosis factor-alpha factor homolog
Exons: 3
Coding region: 160-543 (127 amino acids)
Molecular function (GO): zinc ion binding
Source: RefSeq, a predicted model, not a curated record